Molecule: messenger RNA, 3741 nt
Organism: Phalacrocorax carbo (great cormorant)
Lineage: Eukaryota; Metazoa; Chordata; Aves; Suliformes; Phalacrocoracidae
Source: RefSeq, a predicted model, not a curated record
UGGGGGGGCAUCGCCCCAGAAGCCCCCCACAUGGCUCGGGAUAAGGAGAAGCGGAGCUGCGGGCAGAGGUUGGCCGAGUGGCGGGCCUUCGUGUGGGACCCCCGGAGCCGCCAGUUCCUGGGCAGGACGGGCACCAGUUGGGGCCUGAUCCUGCUCUUCUACCUGGUGUUCUAUGGGUUCCUGGCCGGGCUCUUCGCUCUCACCAUGUGGGUGAUGCUGCAGAGCGUCGACCCCCACGUCCCCAAGUACCAGGACCGCCUCGCCACCCCCGGGAUGAUGAUCCGCCCGCGCGCCGAGGGGCUGGACGUCACCUUCAACGUCACCCAGAGCCAGACCUGGCGUCACUACGUCCGCGCCCUCCACCAGUUCCUGGAGCCGUACAACGACAGCGUCCAGGCCGCCCGCAACGCCGCCUGCCCCCCCGGGCGCUACAACGAGCAGCCGGACGACAGCGUCCCCAACUACCCCAAGCGCGCCUGUCGCUUCAACCGCUCCCUGCUGGGACCCUGCGCCGGGCUGGCGCCCGCUGACGACUACGGCUACGGCGCCGGCCAGCCCUGCGUCCUCCUCAAGGUCAACCGGGUCAUCAACUUCUUCCCGGGGAGGAACAAGAGCAUCAACGUGGUCUGUGCGGCAAAGCGACCCCGGGCCAAGGGCGUCCCGGGACAGACGGCCGCCAGCCGGGAGGAGGACGCCGCCCUCCUGGGCCCCCUCCAGCUCUUCCCCCCCAACGGCACCAUCGACCUCAUGUAUUUCCCCUACUACGGCAAGAGAGUCCACGUGAACUACACGCAGCCGGUGGUGGCGGUCCAGUUCGCCAACGCCACGGCCAACGUCGAGCACCACAUCGAGUGCCGGCUCAACGCCGCCGGCCUCCGCACCGACGACGAGCGCGACAAGUUCGCCGGCCGCGUCGCCUUCCGCCUCCGUAUCAAUCGCGACUGACAACCCCCCAUCCCCUCCCCCAAACCCCCUUCCCCACCCAUAGCCCGCCCCAACAUCCUCGCGCCGCCUCCCCCCCUUGAGUCGGGUCUAAUCCCCCUCCUUCCACCCUUCCAGAUGCUCCUAAUAUAAGAAUAAUAAAUGUACAUAGAUAUUUUUUAUAUUAUAUAUAUAUUAAACGAUGCAGUAGGGCCCUGGCUUCUCCCCUCCCUCCCCUCCCGCCCCCAAAUACCCACGUUUUUGCCCCAAAAGUUGCCUGUCCUUUGCUUAGGAAUGCCGAUUCAGGGCUUGCUUUGGUGGCGGCCAAGUGGGGUUUGGGGUUUGUUUUUUUUGUCUUUUUAGGUGUCUUUUGGGGUUUUGUAGGUAGGUCGGGUGAUGUAGGGGAAGGGCAAGAUGGCCGCUGGGCCGCCUGUCGAGAUGGUCACUGUUGGUUGAGUGGAUAAGGAACAAGAUGGCUGCCCUGCACUAGGGUGGCUGUUGUUGAGCGGUGGUUGAGGUCAAGAUGGCUGCCAUUGGUUGUCUAGAUAGUGAGCAAGAUGGCCGCUGCUGGUUGUAUGGCUAAGGAGCAAGAUGGCUGCCACACUACGUGACAGCGUGGCUGUUGUCGAGCGGUGGUUGAGGUCAAGAUGGCUGCCAGGGUGACUGCUGUUGGUUGUAUAGGUCGAGAGCAAGAUGGCUGCCACGCUAUGUGGCAGGGCGGCUGCUGUUGGGCAUUGGUGCGGCAUAAGAUGGCUGCCAGCCUUCCAAGAUGGCUGGCAUCGGUUGUAGAGGUCAAGGACAAGAUGGCUGCUGUGCUGAUUGGUAUUGUAAAGGCUGCCUUUGGUUCUGUAGGCGUCAUGGUGGUGGGACCAAGAUGGCCACCAGCCUGCCAAGAUGGCUGCCGUUGGUAGUGUAGAUCAAGCGCAAGAUGGCCGCCAUUCUAUGGAACAUGGCAGCCAUUGUUGUGCAUUGGUUGAGAUCAAGAUGGCUGCCAUUGGUUGUGUAGAUCGAGAGCAAGAUGGCCGCCGUCCUGGGCAUCAUGAUGGUUGCUGUUGUGUGUCAUUUGGAAUCAAGAUGGCCGCCAGCUUGCCAAGAUGGCUGCCAUUGGCUGUGUAACUCAAGGGCAAGAUGGCCGCCAGACUAGGCGAUGUGGUGGCUGCUGCUGUCACUUGGGAUCAAGAUGGCUGCCGCUGCCUGUGCAGAUGAUGGCCAAGAUGGCCGCCAAUGCGGUGGCAGAGCAAGGCCGCCAUUGGCUGAGCCAACCAAUAUGGCCGCCGUUGUGUAACUGAAGGCCAAGAUGGCCGCCCACGCGGCGGCAGAGCAAGGCCGCCAUUGGCUGAGCCAACCAAUAUGGCCGCCGUUGUGUAACUGAAGGCCAAGAUGGCCGCCCACGCGCAGCAGAGCAAGGCCGCCAUUGGCUGAGCCAACCAAGAUGGCCGCCCACGUGGCAGCAGAGCAAGGCCGCCAUUGGCUGAGCCAACCAAGAUGGCCGCCCACGCGGCGGCAGAGCAAGGCUGCCAUUGGCUGAGCAGGCCAAGAUGGCCGCCGUUGCCACGCCCACGGCCCAAGAUGGCGGCUGUUGGCAGCCAUUUUGGCUCCCUGUUGCUAAUGAAGACCAGGCCCGGCAGCCAUCUUGAAUUCUGCCGUUGCCGUGGCAACUUGGUCCGCCAUCUUGGAUCCUAUUGCCUGUAAAAGGGGCCGGCGGCCAUCUUGGUCCGCCAUCUUGGAUCCUAUUGCCUGUAGAAGGGGCCGGUGGCAACUUGGUCCGCCAUCUUGGAUCCUAUUGCCUGUAGAAGGGGCCAGUGGCAACUUGGUCCGCCAUCUUGGAUCCUAUUGCCUGUAGAAGGGGCUGGUGGCCAUCUUGGUCCGCCAUCUUGGAUCCUAUUGCCUGUAAAAGGGGCCGGUGGCCAUCUUGGUCCGCCAUCUUGGAUCCUAUUGCCUGUAGAAGGGGCUGGCGGCCAUCUUGGUCCGCCAUCUUGGAUCCUAUUGCCUGUAGAAGGGGCCAGUGGCAACUUGGUCCGCCAUCUUGGAUCCUAUUGCCUGUAAAAGGGGCCGGUGGCCAUCUUGGUCCGCCAUCUUGGAUCCUAUUGCCUGUAGAAGGGGCUGGCGGCCAUCUUGGUCCGCCAUCUUGGAUCCUAUUGCCUGUAGAAGGGGCCGGUGGCAACUUGGUCCUCCAUCUUGGAUCCUAUUGCCUGUAGAAGGGGCCGGCGGCCAUCUUGGUCCGCCAUCUUGGAUCCUAUUGCCUGUAGAAGGGGCUGGUGGCCAUCUUGGUCCGCCAUCUUGAAUCCUAUUGCCUGUAGAAGGGGCUGGUGGCAACUUGGUCCGCCAUCUUGAAUCCUAUUGCCUGUAAAAGGGGCCGGCGGCCAUCUUGGAUCCUAUUGCCUGUAGAAGGGGCUGGCGGCCAUCUUGGUCCGCCAUCUUGAAUCCUAUUGCCUGUAGAAGGGGCCGGCGGCCAUCUUGAAUCCUAUUGCCUGUAGAAGGGGCCGGCAGCCAUCUUAGGCCCCCCUCUUACAUUCCCUGGGCAGCCCAGAGCUGUGGUGGGGCCAGCAGCCAUCUUGGCCCCUCCGUCCAUGGCAGCCAUUUUGCGCUGCCGUUCUAAGGGCGGCCAUCUUGGUAGCCAUCUUGAAGCCCUUCCCACUCCCCCUACUAACACACACCCCCCCCCCCCCCAUGCUGCGCCUCACCCCAGCCCAGCAGGGUGACCCCCCCCUCCUCUUUUUUGGGCGGGAAUUGAGUGGUUUUUGGGUCUAUGGGAGGUGAUAAUUCGGGGUGGGGGUGGAGGAACGUCCCCUUGGUAUUAAACCUUUGGUUUUUGGUGGA